GCUGUUUACUGGUAUACUGUGGUUUACUGUUUGGUUUGUUGUAUGAAAAAUUUUCCAAAAAAAAGAUCAUUUAAUGUUAUAGAUGUUCGCUUUAAAAUACACGCGAUAUAUGAAUUUAUAAAUUGUUACUAAUAACGAACCAGCAACACUAAGUGUGUGCAUAGAAGCAAGCAAAGAGCGCUUUUAUUAUCAGCUUGUGCAUCGGCUUGGGCGUUUACUGCAAAAUGGAGCAACUUUCUGGUGUUAUGAUUAUCAUCAUAAUUGGUGGCGGCGUUCUCACCUUUGUGAUGCUAUUCAUCUUUGCAAAACGACAAAUUAUGCGUUUUACGCUGCGUAGUCGUCGCGGGCCGCAUGUGCCUAUAGGCAAUGAUGCAAAAAAGACGCUUCGAAGAGAGAUUGAGCGCCGCCUCGAUUGCAUUCAGAAAAUAGCGCAAGAGCCAAGGCUACUUUGGGAUGAUGACAAGUACAUUUUGCGUACGGAUCAACCGGUCCCACCCUACUAUUAUCGUAUGAAAGCUGUUGACGAUGUUAAAACUCUGGAAUCGGAAAUCAUGCGCAGCGAUGGUAGCAUGCGACAUCCGUAUGACAGUCUACGUGCUUUCUUGCUCACUACACUUGCCGCUACGACACUGAAUGGUUCGGGUCAACAACGUAUGAUACACCAAUUUUGUGAUAUGUAUGAGCAUGCACGGCAUGAUCCAAAUGACUUUGGCAGUGAGGAAUAUGAAUCAUAUCGUCGUUUGCUGCUAAAACUGAUAGAAGCCGCUAAGCAACUUAAAUCACUGGUCAGCUCCCGGAAAACAUCGCCGGCGCGCACACCCAAAAAACAAACUAAAAUGCAUUCACUUCUCGACCCAGCGCGUUUACGACCACCUGCUACGGCACCUAAGCUAGUAGCAAGUAGUGGCUUAACUGUUGGGCAGCAAUCUAAAGUAAAUUUAACCCUUGGACUACAAGGACGCAACAUGGAUCCUGUGGAUAUGCCUUCAAAUCCUUUACAUUUGCAACCGCCACCCGAGCGCGACAUCAUAAUACGCAAUCGCAUAAAAACACCUACUUUGGAUGACGACGAUGGUGAUGAAAACGACUUUAGAGGCGGCGGGCAUGAUAUCAAUGAUGUACGCAUUGAAGAUGUCGACGAGGAAGACAAUGAGGUGAUGAGUAUUUCCUGAACGCAAUUUCAACGCAAUUCAAGUGUUGUUUGAUUUUUUGAGUACGCGACGCAUGCGCGCCACAUGACCAGCGCUUUAAGACGCUUGCUACCGAAAUAAAAGGAAGUGAGUAAGAGGAAUGCAAAGUAGCGUUUACUAAGCGAAAGUAUCAAAGAAAAGCGAAAAUAUUUAAUUCGCGUCCUCUAUUUAAUCUUAAAAGCCAAAUUCAAAUGUCAACAGCUUAAAGUUUAUACAUAUAAAUAUAUAAAAUAAUUUCGGAUUUAAGUUAAGUUAUUAAGAAAUUGCGAGCCGAUUUUCAUUACUAAAUAAGCAUAUUAGCUAUAUUAUAUUAAACUUAGCGCAAUAUAAUUAAAUUAAUCAUAAAUAAAGCUACCAAAAACAAAAAUAUAUCUGUGUGUUAAUUUUGAAAAAACAUU
This is a messenger RNA of Rhagoletis zephyria (snowberry fruit fly), 1588 nucleotides long. RefSeq lists its product as uncharacterized. The record is from RefSeq and is a predicted model, not a curated record. NCBI's taxonomy places the organism in Eukaryota, Metazoa, Arthropoda, Insecta, Diptera, Tephritidae.